UCUCUAUCAACUGUUACUCAUGAGCUUCAACUGAAUUAUUUUCCCCCUCAAAACGUCCAAGGUAGUGAGAUAUUACACCACGGAGAGCUCUCGUGACGGAUUGUAUUGUCAUCAAAGAUCUUUCAUAUUAUUUGUAUUAGUUCUUUUCCUUCGUCCCGAAGCUGUUCACCCGGUCGUCCUACUAGCCAAGACCCUUGCUGUCGCCCAUGCGAACAUAAUUGGUAGUAGGUCACUCUUUGUCAUCGACCUUUACAGCUGGACUUUGGGCUACAAUCUUCAUGUCCAAUAGCUCCUUAGAACCUUCCACUUCCCCCUACACCGGCACCAUCGUGAUCAUCGAUCACUUUGCUUGAUUAUGGAUCAAUCAGGCGCAAAAGCCAUUCUAACAUCGGAAAAUUUUCAUAAUGCGCACGACUUAUCGCGAGCCACCUCACCGGACGGGGACCCUGCAGGGUUGAACGGGAAUGGCGAGGCCAAGGCACGAGUCCGCCCUCGCACUUACCCUUAUUUCAAAUAUCUACCAUAUCCGCUCGAAGAUGAAACUGAGAGGGAACGAAGCCUACGAGAGAUAUUAACUCAGCUUUACAUUGCGGUGGAAGCGGGAGAUUUCAAUCCCGGUGCAGUGCACUGGACACGAGAGCUUAGAGGAUGGCUAUCACUCAAAUUUGAUCCUACCCGUAAGGAUCGGAUUAACCUUGUGAGGUUAUACUAUGAGCUCUCGCUUGCCCCAGGCAUCGAUCCCAAUGUCUCGGAGCGAUUCGCUAGCAUGUUUAUGCUCCUUACGAAACGCAAGCAUUAUCUGAGACCUGUGAAGGAUCUGACUUUGGAUUGGAAACCUCUUUACAGGGAACUGAAAGCGUUUGUGUUGCCCACAGAAUCUGGUUUGGUACAUUCGACGAAUCUCAAGAGGAAUGUCAAGACCUUGACGAAGCUCUGCGCGUUCGUCCAGUUGUACAUUGACCCAUGUGAGCUGCCAGCCAUGUUGGAAGAGUUUCUUCCUCAUUAUACUACGUCUUUCUCGGAGGGUGCAUUUGUCGUAGUAGGACUGAUUAAUUUACUACUCCCGACGUCACCUCCGCCCGAGACCAGGGAAGAUCUCCUGCCACACCAUUAUCUGCCAACAUACUUUCAUCUUUGGUCUUUAGUCAGUCGGUCAAAGACAUUCGAUACUACCUUCCUUGACUUCCUUUCGCGGCUGGCUCGUGAUUCAUUACCCGCUCCGCACAUAGCCUUCUCGGAGUUUGGACUUUUCACAAAGGAACAGUCGUCCCUCAUCUUCACGGCUAUCCUAAGAUUGUUGGAGAUCCCUGUUGGACAGUCAACUUCUCCUUACAGUGCACUUGUAGAUAUCUCGUCCGGGCUAGGCAUCAUGCUUGACCGGGAUACAAGGAAGCAUCCAGUGGCGCAUCAUAUUGCCAGAUGGGUCGUGAUGUCGCUCUCUCCCGCAUGCCUUGAAGCUGAAGAAUCGAUCCUGACUCAACUAGAGGGCCUUAUACAGGCCGUGGAAACUUUCUUCCAUCCAUCUAAUUCUGGCAGUUGGACGAAGACCUUGUCGCAGCUCGUCUACUACCUUGCCGACUUUUUUGUUAUGCGUUGGAAUCGAGAGCAAAGUGGAGAGAUGGAAGUCCCAGCGGAGCGGAGACUAACAGAACCUCUGAAGCGUCGUUUUGUACUCUGUCUUCGUGACGUGAUAUUCAUGGGUAUCUAUGCUAAAAGUGGUACGGCAAUGAGCUUCUCUUUAUCUACGCUGCAAAGUUUGGCCUUUUUGGAGCCGCACCUUAUUCUUCCGGGAGCUUUGCAACGCAUCUAUCCAUCCCUUCAAGGGUUAGUCGAAGUUCACCGCACGACAUCUUCGCUCCGCGCCCUUCAGGUUCUUUCACGGAUCAUUUCACGCACGAAGGGAUACCGGUGCCAUAUGACCACUCUCUUGGGACUUGCCUUACCUGGUGUUGAUGCCAAUGACCUCGAGAAAUCUCUACAUGCUUUGUCGUUCAUCCAGUCUGCUUGUUAUAAUAUACCAUUGGCCGACCUAACACAAGGGAGGGAAGACGUGAAUUGUAACAUGCUGGCGAUGCAGUGGAUUACAGGUGAAAUGGAGCGAAUGGAAGAGGAGGGUGUUGAGGUGCAACUGAACUACGAUCGAGAUCUGGAUGAUGAGACGGAAGAGAUGAUUCUUCGUUCUUCAACCUGCGGCUUUGGUGACUUCAUCAUAUCUUUUCUGGGACGAGUCUUUACCCUUCUAGAGAAUCUACCAGACGUGAGUAGGGUUCGCAACGGUUCUCCCGAAGAGAACAUUGUGAACACGCUUCCUGCCACGUUCAUGCCGCUUUUGUCGUCCCUCUCCCCGGAGUUUUAUGACAUUGCCUUGUCCAAGGUUGUAGACUUUGUGUCCAACCACGUUAUCCACCAAGCCCGGGAUGCAAUGGCCUUUAUUUGUAACUCAAUUUGCAAGGUCAAUCCAGAGAAGGCUCUGAAGCGAUUUAUCCCGGUGUUGACGCAGGCCAUUCGUACUGAAAUUGACGACAAUGGUGCAGGCUCCACCAGGACGACUGGAACAGAUGUCCUUCCUCGAGACCGUGGCUUGGUUUGGAACGUCAGUAUGCUGAGCAUGUGCGUUGUCCAUGUUGGGGAUGCUGUACUGGCUCACAGGAAAGAGCUGUUUGACAUUGCCGUGUAUAUGCAACAGAAGUGCAGGGGCAUACCUACCGUUCAUAUCUCAAAUUUUGUGCAUCACCUUCUGCUAAACCUCACGGGCACUUAUACUUCGGAUUACUCUUUGUAUGAGCCUGCUGUCGCUGCUCAGGGCGUGCAGCCCGAACUUUGGAGCUAUCAGCCGGAUCCGAAUAACCUCACCGUAAAAUGGCAUGUGCCAAAACGCGAGGAACUUGGGUUUGCAGUUGAUCUGUUCAAGAGCCAGGCCGAUAAUGCUUUGAAGCAACUGAUGGAUCUCACUAAUGGGUCAUCCAGCGUCAAGCGAGAUGGUAUUGGUAAGGAAUGGUCGGAUGACGUUACUAGGAACUUGGUUCUACUACGGCUUAUCCUUUCUGGUAUCUCUGUGCUGUUCGACCCCAAAGCUGCGUCACAAACGAAAGCAAAAGGAGUGAAUGGGUCAUCGAAAUCGUCGAGUGAUAUUGAUAUGACUGACGGCGAAGACGCUUCGAGUGGUAAUGACCUGCACGAUGAAGACUCCGAUUCAUUACUUGACAGCUCGGAUGAUGCUACGGUCAGAGAAACAUUUUCAUACCCUACCGGCUAUCCACUGCAGGAGACUGAUUCAAUGUACACUACCAUCCAUGAGAUCCGGGAGAGAGCAGGCUGGGUUCUUCAUGAAGUGCAUAGGUUCUUGUCCGACAAGCAAGAAGAUGAUGUGCCCUGCUUCAGUGCUCUGUACUCAGCUUAUCGAUCAUGGUUUGUCGAUGUUGGUAUUGAAAGGUCUGCUCAUGUCCUGGACAGGGUUACGCGUCUCCUCGCUGCAGACAUUCAUCCUUACAAAAUGAGUGGUAUCCGCAAAGACUAUCCUCGUCCACUGUUAGUCCGAAGAGCCAAUGUCUACCAUUUACAGCGCCUGAGGCACAAUGCAGCACCCCGGCGACGAUCUCAACUAGAUGAGCUACUGCUUCUGGAUAUCGCUGAAUCUUGCGUUUCCCUAUACACGGAGACUCGGCGUAAUGCUCAAAGUGCAGGGGAGUCCGCUCUCAAGGCUGUCUGGGGCUCUCGCCUUCUUGUUAUCCCGCCAUUAAUCAAAGCCCUGCAGAAAGGCAUUAGAGAAAACGAUCAUGCUCGGAUUAAAGGCGCAUUAUUUUCUUUACUCCUGAGUAGCGUUGCGAAGACUGUGGGACGUCAUUGGAAGUACGCCCCUACCUUGGUUAGAACUUUCAUCGACGCAAGUGCAGUGGACAAACCCUCCGUACAAAGAAUAUGUUCGGGCGCAGUUUAUCAGAUCAUGGAGUAUGGCCGUGCGAUGGAAAGGAUGGCCAUUCUUGACCGGAACAUCGUUGAAACGAUCGCUCCUAAAAAGGAUGUUCAGGAUGAAAUUCUGCAAAAGCGCAAGGGUAUCAACAGUAAGCGGGCCCUCAUUGAGAAGAAGAAAGCCGACCUGGCCGAAGAAUUGGUGAACCUAGCCAGAGUUUCGCAUUGGAAAGUUGCCAGCCGGGCGGCCACCAUCGUAAUCACCAUGGGUCUCAGAUUUGAUUACGUCGCAAGUGAGAACCUGAUAGAGCUUGUAACUCAAGGAUCUAUCGAUGAUCAUCCUGGAUUGCGCGGCAUGUAUUCUCAAGCUCUCAUCGCCUUGUUCACCAUGGUAGAUGUCAGGGCUAUCUGCAACCAUGAGUAUAAAAAUUAUAUUUUGGGCCAUCAACACUUCCCUUCUAAGAUCAACGUGGUUACCAAACGAUAUAGUGAGGGCUGGACCGAGGAGUAUCUAUCAAGUUUCGCCAAACCAGAGGCAGAAUACUACGUUGAUCAUGAUUUCCCAGGAUGGCUUGUGUGGGCCGACAGCAUGCCUGCAUACAAGUCAAAUGUCGAGCGUGACAUCGAAUAUGACGAGACCGAGUGGAAAGUGCGUACUCACAUGGGUAAACUGUUUGAUCGAGCUUGGUUCAACAAGUUCUUCAUGUACUUGAAGCAGGAACCACGGGACCCCAGCGCUGAUAAGUUCCGUAUGCCCUGCGCAAUGAUGCUCCUAUACGCCUUUGAAUUGAUGCUCCGAGACGGACUUUCUGCUGCUACAUUCAAGGACAUCCAAGAAGAAAUUGAAGCUGUUUUUGAAGAUGGUAGCGAUAAACACCAACACAGAGCCACUGCGGAGAUUCUUGGUGCCCUUAUAAGUUCUGUCGCUGAUACAAGUGUGGAGAAACGGACACUUGUUUGGGAAUACGCUUUCCCGAUUGUGCGUAAGAUUUUCACUGAUGGAUUGACUCCGGAAAACUCUGGUUACUGGACGACGUUUCUUCAUAUGAUCCUUCAAUGCCGUGAUCCACGAAGAGCAUGGCCUUUGGUUGAUUGGCUCGCCAGCUUCCGGCUAGAUAUGUCGACGAAUGCUGCUUUCAAGGAGAGCUCCAAGAUCAAUUUACUUCAUCAAUCUAUCAUAGAUGCGGGGUGGCAUUUUCAACUUGAAAAGCCUAUAGUUAAAGACUUCCUCUCGCACCUUGACCAUCCAUACAAGGGUGUCCGCGAGGCAAUGGGCCAAACAAUCGCCACGAUUUAUCGCACACGGUAUCAUGAGUCAUAUACUGACGUCAAGAGCCUUCUUACAGCUCAGGAGGCAGCGUCAUCUGUGGGUACAUAUCCGUAUCAGCCGACUGAAGAAUUCACCAAGACGAUACACGGUAUCUUUGGCCAGAUUGAAAAAUGGCGGCACGAAAGGACGCCAGGUCAGCAGACACCGUCAUCCUAUACUUCAGGGUGCAAGACAGUCCUCCUCUGGCUUGAUUCCACUCUCUCGUCUUACGAGUGUACGCAGUUGGUGCCCUUCUUCCCAGAUGUGUUCACAGGACAGCUUCUGCAUAUGAUGGAUGUAAAGGAAGAUCCAGAGCUUCAGUCGCUAGCAUAUCACGUCUUCCGCCAUCUACCCAACAUUCCAUACCCCGCUGAGCAGAACUCCGGAUUUAUUCAGUCGCUCAUCCACAUAGGAAAGACGUCCCCCUCAUGGCAUCAACGUCUGCGGGUUAUGAUCAACAUUCAAAUCAUUUAUUUCCGCCGGCUAUUCCUCCUGUCUGUCGCUGAUCGAGACAAGCUUUUCGAGUGUGUGGCAAACAUGCUAGAAGAUCCCCAGCAUGAAGUGAGGGCUGGAGCAUCUGCUACCUUGUCUGGGAUGAUUCGUUGCUCACCCGUGUCCUUACGCGAGGAAAUGAUCCGCCGGUUCAUGCAGCGAUUUUCGAAGAUAUUGAUCAACAACCCUCUUCCAAAACGGCCCAAGAUCCUUCGAUCUGGCUUGUCAACCCCAGUCUCAUCCGGGGCCGGCACGCCAACUCCUGAGCAUGCUCGACUUAUUAUUACGAGACAUGGUUCAGUUUUAGGCCUCGGUGCGCUAAUCCAAGCAUUCCCGUACAAUAGUCCGCCGCCCACGUGGAUGCCUGAAGCCCUGGCCACAUUAAGCGUUCGGGCUGCAAACGAUCCUGGCAUUGUAGGCUCAAGCGUCAAAUCCAUUAUUAGCGAGUUCAAGAAGACCAGACAAGAUACUUGGCAUAUUGAUGCGAAGGCUUUUACUUCGGACCAGCUCGAAGACCUCUCUGGAGUACUUUGGAAGAGCUAUUUUGCUUAGACUUCAAGGAAGAUGAUAGGUCCCGUACAAGCAUAUAAGCACGAUCCAGUCAAGACUUAUGCCACGUAUGUAGGAAUGCUGCAAGAUACUGGUCGUUCUCUGUGUGGCAGUAUGUGAACUGAGAAUCCCUAGAACAUUUGGUAUGGACAAUGUACUGAGUUUGAUGGAGGGGUAAUUCUUAAUGUAAUGCUUCACUUUGUUGUUUGAUGUAAAGUUUUGGGUGGUACUUUUUGACUUGGACACACAUAUACCAUAGUGCACAGCGACAUCCACUCGAAAAGCAUUUCUGAAUUUUAUUGCUUUGCCUAUUAAUACAUGAUUUGCUGCGGAAGUUCCGACCGAUUGCUGGACAUGGGUGCCGCCGCUUUUAUACUAAGGACAGACAGUAUUAUUGUCUAUGGGGUCACCCUUGCCAUAGGAGCAGGAAAACUGAGCUCGCGGAUUGCAACAUACCGGUACCCCGGUCAACAGCGGUA
This is a messenger RNA of Aspergillus alliaceus, 6738 nucleotides long. RefSeq names its product proteasome activator BLM10. Gene Ontology annotation, biological process: proteasomal ubiquitin-independent protein catabolic process. Gene Ontology annotation, molecular function: proteasome binding; peptidase activator activity. Bases 356 to 6262 code for a protein of 1968 amino acids. Lineage: Eukaryota; Fungi; Ascomycota; Eurotiomycetes; Eurotiales; Aspergillaceae. The record is from RefSeq and is a predicted model, not a curated record. Gene Ontology annotation, cellular component: nucleus; cytosol. The transcript has 4 exons.